Messenger RNA from Colletotrichum lupini, 2217 nucleotides. RefSeq lists its product as uncharacterized. The coding region runs from base 1 to 2217 and encodes 738 amino acids. Lineage: Eukaryota; Fungi; Ascomycota; Sordariomycetes; Glomerellales; Glomerellaceae. The transcript has 12 exons. The record is from RefSeq and is a predicted model, not a curated record.
AUGCUCCUCCUCACCGAAAUCCCGCGCGACCAGAGCCCAGGAGUGUGGGCUGAUAAGACCGAUAAGAAGACUCAGGACUUACAUGGAAGUUCAGCUUGGUCCCUCCGAAGGCUGCUGUUAGCCUUCAGUCCAUCGCCUAUUAUUGCGCUCUACUGCAUGGGAAAAUCGCCUAUUGAACCGAGAAAACUCUCUCUCUGGACGGACAUUAUUGAUCAACAUGCUUCAAGCUUGUCAAACCCACGCGAGACCGAGAACCGGUUCUUGUCAAACCAUCGUCGAUUUCUCGCCAAGAAAGCCCUGAGGACGCUGUCACGACUCUUCUCUCUGCCGUGCGCCAUGCCGGCGGCCAGCUUCGCUUGGCGUACUCCGACUCGUCUGCGGUUUCCUUUUACCGUUCACCUUAGUCCCACUGGGCUGGGUCUUCUUUCUUCAGCUUCGACGUUUUCGUUGCGGCCCGGCGCUGCGCUAAUUGAUAGCGGUCCAGACUUCCUCAACGAGCGAGGGCUGAGAGGACAUGGGUUAUGGUUGGGCUUGUCUGGCCUCCGGUCCGGUGGUGGACAGGAGCCCUUGCUAGGCGGUGGGAUCCGCCUCCGGAACUCCUUUGUGCCUCACGACCCUGAGCCGAUUUCUGGAAAGAUGACUGUUGCCCCGCAUGAGGGAUGGCUGGACUUGGACGAGUGUGGUCAGCGCAGCUUCUGCCUUGCAGAUGCCCUGCAUCCCCUCUUGGAGCCGCUGUUCCACGCAGGGCAGAGGCCCGUCAAGGCGUCGAUGACUGUGCAUGGGUGUAAGUGGCCAUGUCCUUCUUGCAGAAAGUCAACGCCAGUGUUUUGGGUCCCGAAUAACUCGCAGCUUUCGUCGAAUCUGUUGCGCGAGGCACACCGGCGAUGGAAAUCUCGGGUCGGAAAAUAUCUAUCUGAAGUCGAGAGAGCGCGGCCAGCAACAGUCCUGGGGCUGGCCCCAACCACGGGAAAGAGGGUUUUUCUGUCGGCCGACGGCAUGAAGCUAGGGAACCCAAACGCACGCUCAUCGUUCCAUGGCGAUGGUUCUCUAACUUGGUCUAUCCUGGUAGAUCCCGAGCACCGGCCAUCACUAGCAACUGUCUGGUUCGGUAGCACAAUAUCGGUCGCAACGUCCAUGGCGGCCGACCUUUCAGGAUUCCCCAUCCACAUCAUGGAGUUUCCCGCCGUGGCGAAUACCCUCAUGAGGGACCCAGGUUCAAUGUUGCCUCUCGACAAGAUGAAGACGGUCAAUUUCAAUCCACACCUCCCGGAUGCGAUCAAGAAAGCCGAUUGCGAUCGUCCCAAGACAAUUAGCAAAGGGAAGCCCAGCUCCCGGGGGUUUACUUCUUUGUCGAUGCAAGCCAACGCCGAAGGAUGCAUCGAGGACGGCGAUCCCCAAAGACAUGCCCCCGGAGUUUGGGCUGAUGGGAGAAGGGACUGCAUACGCAAGAAUGCUCAUACCAGCGAGGAAACAAAUCACAUCUGGCGCCUUGCCGAUCACUUCAACACAUCAUACGUCGCCGUUGAAAGGCAAAAUCAUUCCUCUCGCCGUCCUUUUUUGCGAGAAGUCGGCUCACGGACGGGGAGCCUGCAGUGGCACAGCCUGGAGCUGACGGAUGCUGCAGCAGCAGUGUUCCUCAGGAACAGACUCACUACGCCUGUAUGCGUAUGCUGCUGCACAGAGUCUGAGAAGUUUGAAGAGACUGCCAGCGCAUCAGAGCUGUGGAUGACAGGCACAUUUGUCUGGCCGUCCUCGAAGAAGCUGCAGACCAGGGUAGGGUCCGGACUGAGGGGUUCACCCAUCGCUCUAGUGGCGGCCCGGUCUAAAACAUGGCUUGGAGCUAUCCCUCUGUCUCCCGCCGCGUCACUCGACACUCUACGACAGGCAGCUCGGACCGUGGGCAAGCUGGCGGGUCUUUGCCAGGACGCAGCCCAGUCCCGGAUUCUGGGUCAAACGCCCACCCGAAGACGUUUUGUAAGGUUUUCGGCGUCCAUUUCCCCAUCCAACCACAGCUCUUUUGCUCAUCCGGACCGGCUGCUUUCGACCAGGUUCGACAAGGCUGUGGACAAGCGACGAUCUCAAGUCAUUGUUCACUGCUACGGGCGUACUGGGGGUUCUUGUGGACUAUUGGCGGUCCGGAACACCUCCUCUGCAGUCAUCGGCGCCAUCCACUGCUGUCAGCUCUCAAUCUGGGUGAAGCUCUCUGGCCGCAUUUAG